AUAAGCUUUGUUAUAGAAGCAUUUUAAAUACUGUGCGAAGAUGGCAAGUCUGAUGAGUCAGAGUCUGUUGACCUAUGUAGAAGAAGGAAAUGUUCCUGCUCUGAAAGCGCUUCUCGAGAAAUGCAGGGAUGUAGAUGAGAGAAAUGAGAAUGGCCAGACUCCACUUAUGUUGGCUGCUGAGCAAGGCAAUUUAGAAAUUGUCCAGGAGCUUCUUAAGAAGGGAGCUAAUUGCAACUUGGAAGAUGCAGAUAACUGGACGGCUCUUAUUUCAGCAGCUAAAGAAGGACAUGCAGCUGUUGUAGCAGAACUACUCAAUUAUAAUGUCAGUUUGGAGCAUCGGGAUUUGGGAGGAUGGACUGCCCUGAUGUGGGCAUCAUAUAAAGGCCGUACUGAAGUAGCUAAACUGUUGCUUGAGAAAGGAGCCAAUCCAAACAUCACAGGAAUGCAAUACAGUGUGUAUCCCAUUAUCUGGGCAGCAGGACGGGGCCACUCAGAUAUAGUGCAUCUCUUACUGCAACAUGGAGCUAAAGUGAACUGCUCUGACAAAUAUGGAACCACCCCCCUGGUUUGGGCAGCGAGGAAAGGUCAUUUGGAGUGUGUGAAAUACUUGCUGCAGAUGGGAGCUGAUGUUGAUCAAGAAGGAGCUAAUUCUAUGACUGCACUUAUUGUAGCAGUGAAGGGUGGCUAUACUGACUCAGUAAAAGAAAUACUGAAAAGGAACCCAAAUGUAAACUUAACAGAUAAGGAUGGAAAUACAGCUUUGAUGAUUGCAUCAAAGGAAGGACAUACUGAAAUUGUGCAGGACCUUCUUGAUGCUGGAACUUACGUGAACAUUCCUGAUAGAAGUGGAGAUACAGUGCUGAUUGGGGCUGUUAGAGGAGGUCACGUUGAAAUUGUGAGGGCCCUGCUCCAUAAAUAUGCUGAUAUAGAUAUCAGAGGUCAGGAUAAUAAAACUGCUUUAUAUUGGGCAGUUGAGAAAGGAAAUGCUACAAUGGUGAGGGAUAUCUUGCAAUGCAACCCUGAUACUGAAACAUGUACAAAGGAUGGAGAAACACCGCUUAUAAAGGCAACCAAGAUGAGAAAUAUUGAAAUAGUAGAGCUUCUUCUGGAUAAAGGAGCUAAGGUUUCUGCUGUAGACAAGAAAGGAGAUACUCCACUUCAUAUUGCCAUUCGUGGAAGAAGCCGUAAACUUGCUGAAUUACUCUUAAGAAAUCCGAAAGAUGGUAGAUUGCUUUAUAGACCCAACAAAACAGGAGAAACACCUUACAACAUAGACUGUAGUCACCAGAAGAGUAUUUUAACACAGAUAUUUGGAGCCAGACACUUGUCUCCCACGGAAUCUGACGGUGACAUGCUGGGCUACGAUCUGUACAGCAGUGCUUUGGCUGACAUUCUGAGUGAACCAACCAUGCAGCCACCUAUCUGUGUAGGCUUAUAUGCACAAUGGGGAAGUGGAAAAUCCUUCCUGCUCAAGAAACUGGAAGAUGAAAUGAAGACUUUCGCAGGACAGCAGAUUGAACCUCUGUUUCAGUUCUCCUGGCUUAUUGUAUUCCUCACACUUCUGCUGUGCGGAGGUUUAGGUUUAUUGCUUGCUUUCACAGUGGAUGCAAAGCUUGGAAUAGCAGUGUCACUCAGCUUAUUAUCGGUUCUCUACAUUUUCUUUACUGUGAUUUACUUUGGUGGCCGAAGAGAAGGUGAGAGCUGGAACUGGGCCUGGAUGUUAAGUACAAGGUUGGCAAGACACAUUGGAUAUUUAGAGUUGCUUCUCAAACUCAUGUUUGUGAACCCACCAGAAUUACCAGAGCAGACCACUAAAGCUUUACCUGUCAGAUUUUUGUUUACAGACUACAAUAGACUGUCCAGUGUAGGUGGAGAAACUUCACUGGCUGAAAUGAUUGCUACCCUCUCUGAUGCGUGUGAAAGGGAAUUUGGUUUCUUAGCAACAAGGCUAUUUCGAGUUUUCAAGACAGAAGAUACACAAGGUAAAAAGAAAUGGAAGAAAACUUGCUGUCUCCCAUCCUUUGUGAUUUUCCUGUUCAUAUUGUCUUGUGUUGUUUCUGCGAUUGCCCUGCUGGCGAUUUUUAAUGUAGAACCAGCCAACAUGACAGUGAAUGUUAUUCUUAUAUCAGUUACCUGUGUUGUUGGUUUGGCCUUUAUCUUGAAUUGUCGCACAUGGUGGCAAGUGAUGGAUUCAGUUUUGAAUUCUCAAAGGAAACGUCUUCACAAUGCUGCUUCCAAGCUUCACAAGUUGAAAAGCGAGGGGUUCAUGAAGGUUUUGAAAUGCGAAGUGGAACUGAUGGCCAAAAUGGCAAAAACCAUUGACAGCUUCACUCAGAACCAGACAAGGCUUGUUGUAAUUAUUGAUGGAUUGGAUGCUUGUGAACAGGACAAAGUUUUACAGAUGCUUGAUACUGUACGAGUCUUGUUUUCAAAAGGCCCAUUUAUUGCUAUUUUUGCAAGUGACCCACAUAUUAUUAUAAAGGCUAUUAACCAGAAUCUCAACAGUGUUCUGCGUGAUUCAAACAUAAAUGGACACGAUUACAUGCGAAACAUAGUCCAUUUGCCUGUAUUUCUGAAUAGCCGAGGGCUUAGUAAUGCAAAAAAACUGAUGGUAGCUUCAACAACCAAUGGGGAUAUUCCUUAUACAGAUAACACAGGAUUGCAUGAAGAGGUUGACAGGAGAGUGUCUCAGAACAGUCUUGGAGACAUGACCAAGCUUGGUAGCAAAACCGCUCUCAAUAGGCGGGACACUUACCGAAGACGCCAGAUGCAACGUACCAUUACCCGCCAAAUGUCUUUUGAUUUGACCAAGCUGUUGGUUACAGAGGAUUGGUUCAGUGAUAUCAGUCCUCAGACCAUGAGAAGAUUGCUAAAUAUUGUUUCAGUAACAGGUCGUUUAUUGAGAGCUAAUCAGAUCACAUUCAGUUGGGAUAGACUGGCUAGUUGGAUCAAUCUCACAGAGCAGUGGCCGUAUAGAACAUCGUGGCUCAUACUGCAUCUUGAAGAGACUGAAGGUGUUCCAGAUCAGCUGACUUUAAAAACAAUCUAUGAGAGAAUUUCAAAGAAUAUUCCUACAACUAAAGAUGUUGAACCUCUACUUGAAAUUGAUGGAGAUAUACGGAACUUUGAAGUAUUUUUAUCUUCUCGAACACCUGUUCUUGUUGCACGUGAUGUAAGAACCUUUUUGCCAUGUACUGUAAACUUAGAUCCCAAGCUACGAGAAAUCAUUGCAGAUGUUCGUGCUGCAAGAGAUCAAAUGAAUAUUGGAGGACUUCCUUAUCCCACAUUGCCUUUACAUGAGGCACCUGCUAGAGCAACAUCUCUGUUCAGUCAGCCUUCAUCAGCUUGCUCUUCUACAACCUCUUUCAAUGGACCUUUCAAUAGUGGAGUUUUAUCACCGCAACCUCAUAGCAGUUACUAUAGUGGUAUGACAGGACCUCAGCAUCCAUUCUACAAUCGGCCAUUCUUUGCCCCAUAUCUUUACAUGCCAAGGUAUUACCCUGGCAGUUCUCAUCUCAUCUCACGUCCACCACUAAAAACGAGUUUGUCCAGAGAUCAGAACAAUGGCCUAGAUGUUAUCAAGGAGGAUGCUGAUGAGGGGCUUCCUUCACCCACAGACCCCUCAAUGGUCAUUAGCUACCUUGUGUGAAGGGAUGACUUUGGAGUAAGUUUUUUUGGUAGUAUAUUUUUGGAGAUGCUGAUGCCUUCCCUGUGUUUGCUUCCUUAUCUCAGUAUCCCACUUUCUUCCCAGUCCUUUGCAGCUUGUCAGUGCAAGGACAAAAAGUAAGGACUUUUGAGAAAGUAGUAGAAUGAUGGCUGGAGUAUGUGUGUAUCCGUGAGUGUGAGAAGGGACACAGGACUGGAACAAUGGGAUUUAGUCUCAGGGCAAAGUAGCUGAAUGAGCUCCAGCAGCAGACCUGGACUUGGCUGCUCUUUUGCUUGCUGCUCUGAGUGUGUAUCUUAAGCACGCGUAGGCUGCAGUUUCAAGCAGCAACUUAAAAGUCUCAGGUAAGUUAUGUAGUCUAUUGGCUGUAGGUAAAAAAAUAGAGUUAGAACAUUAAAAGGAAAUCUUGUUUGAAGUAAUGAUAAUGGAGGAUUUUAUUAGAUCUAUUUUUGAGUUUAAUUUAUACUACAGCGAAUCUGUGUAGCGCAGCACAUCAGAUCAUAUGCUUUUCUAAGACUUAGCAAUAUUUAACCUACAGUGUAAAUAUAACAUUUUUAAUUUUAAGUCUCUUGGGUAGUUUGCAAGAAUGUUGUUAGUCAGGGUAUGGUAUUAGAAUAGAAUAGAGUAUUUCAGUUGGAAGGGACCUAAAAUGAUCAUCUAGUGCAACUGCCUGACCAGUUCAGGGCUGACCACAAGUUAAAGCCUGUUGUGAAGAGCCUUGUCCGAAUGCCUCUUAAACACUGACAGGCUUGGGGCAUCGACCACCUCUUUGGGAAGCCUGUUCAGUGUUUGGCCACCCUCUCACUAAAGAAGAGCGUGUGCCUGACAGGAUACCUCACCAGGGUUUCAUCUAUUCUAAAACUGCUUCUUCUGUAGGCUUUACUGCAAUUUCUUUGAAAGAAAACAGUACUAUAUGUGUUUUAAGUACUGCAAUUGUACAGAGGUGAUGGGAACAACAAUUUCGUCCAGUUACUUAGGUAGAUCUUAAUUGAUGGUCAUUGCCACUAUGUAAAUGGUACAGCUUUUACUUAUUAAAUGGAUUGGCACAUGCAAAGGAAUGAAAUAAACUAAAAGAACUGUACCAAGUAGUUAAUGAACACCAAGAUGUGUAACUGGUUUGAUGAUUGAAAACAAGAGGAGCGUGUAGAAUCAAAAUUGUCUUUCAUGCAAAUCUGGCAAGGAGCCAGAAAUGUUGCAAUUUUACAUCUGUGUAAAAUAGAGAGUAAUCAUUCUUUUGAAUGUUCUAAGUCUUACAAGGCAAAAACCAUUUUCUUCAGGAGUACCUUUUUUUUUUUUUUUCUUUAACGCAGAUCAUCAUUGCUGCUCAUUGCAUGAGUUGGCAGAGCUGUGCCGAGGGUGUCACAGGAUCUAGUUAAGGCCUUGCCGUUGUUAUCAGUCUGACACUGGAGUUGACAGAUUUCUGAAAUUUCAGAUCCUAAUCAUUAGUCUUGUAAAAUCAGUGUAAGUCUAGGUUAGCUUAGUGGAAAUCAGAAAUAUUUUGAGAGCAGUCAUCUUGUAUCAAUUAUUUGUCUCCUGUGAUCUUCUAUAUUUGGAUUCUGUUGCUGAUGUCUAUCUCAGACUGUAGUUUACUGUUCUUUACUGAAUGGAUCAAAACCACAUGUCAAACCGAUGUCAAACUGGUAAAUUGACCAAUGCCAUCGAUCUAGUUGUAUCAACAUGAAGGUACAUUGCAAAUUUUAGGGCAUUGGCUUAAAUCACUAACGAAAAUAGGCUCGACUUAAGACGUCAACCUUUGCAUAUCUGUGAUGGAGGCAAAAAUGCAUUUCUGCUGACUUUACUGUACAAAUGGUUAUUUCUGACAAGCACUGCAAAAACUAGAACUCUAGAGUGCUCUUCUGAAGAGUUUAUCAUUGGAUUGUAGUGUUACCAAUAUCUCAUUAGGUUAGAAACCAAACUAGCAUUAGGAGUGGUUAUCUGUCAAAAACUUAAUUGUGUGCUUUAGUUUGCAUUGUUAAUUAAUGAUUUGUUAGGAUGCAGCUUGUUGCAAUAGAAUUACUUUGUUUAAAUAAGUUUUUCAUACUGUAUUGAAUAUGUAAUACCCUAGGACGUAGCAUGUGGGCUUUGAAUGAGAACUAAAAUGACCCAGAGCAUGUAGUGCAGAUAAACAUAUGAUACUCAUUAAGAAACUGGAAGUGCUUUUCAAAAGUUUGAGCAUGAAUGAAAGUGUGUGACAUGGAAGUUUUCUUACAUGGAUUUUCCAGGUGCUUUUACAUAACAUUUUUGUGCUUUGAAUAUUGGUUCUUAAAAGAAAUACCUUUUGCUUUUUUGGGGGUGUGUGGGGGAGUGUGUGCUUAGAUGCAAGGUUCCAAAGUUAUUUGGGAUACACUGGUGGUAUAAUGUGAUCUUGAAAAGGCAGGAGAAUGGUUAAAACCAGGAUUUUCCAUGAGAAACGUAAUGUAAAACUUUUAUGCAAACAAAAUACAGCAAGUGUCGCUUUUUUACAAGUGUAAAAUGGAGUAGUCUGCUCAUAAGAAAAUAAUAUUGUAUAGCAUAUUCUAAAUGUGUAUUCUGAAGGUCUUUCUUAAAAGUUUCAUCACAUUAUGAAAAUGCCCUGUUUCUGUCCUAAUGCUGAUUUCCUCUGUUUACUUCAAAGCAUGUCAUCUGUAUGUUCAACCUUUCUGAUGUCACUUUAAGCUGUUGUUUUCUUUUCAUAAUGUUUUGUCCUUUUCUCAAAGCUGUGUAAGUCUGGGUUAAGCAAAAACAGACAGGUACAGCCACUUUCUGUGAAUUAUCAUUCACUUUAUUUCAGAGUCAUUUCUGAAGCUAUCAUACUGGCGCUUCAUGCUGGGCUGUCUGUAAACUAAUGCUCAUUACUAGCCUUGAGGUUUGUUUUGACAAGCUGCUUUUAGCUUUUGCAUGGCAAAUACUUUUCAGACUAAUGUUCUCUAAGAAUCUCUAACAAAACCACUAAGGCUGAAAAAUGUGUCAGUUUAAGUACAGUUUUAAUUCACUUACAUGAUGACAGUAUCCCUACAGCUAUUACAUUGCUUAUUCUUCAGAGAGUGCUUUUUAUAAAGAAUGAUUUGGAUUAAUGUGCAUCUAUUUCAAACAGUUCACACUUUAACAAAAAUAGUCUAAAUAUUUUAGUGCUAUUCUGUAUUUUUUUACACACAGAAAGAAGAGUUUCUAAACUAACUCUUAAUGCAUGCAGAAAGAAUGACUUUGUUCUUGUAAAAAAAAAAGUUUUGAUUUGAAGGAGGACCGUUAAAUUAGAAGUGUUUAAAACUUUUCUUCAUUUAUUUGUAGACAUAUGAUAGAUAAUGUAUUUAAUAGAUUCAGAGAACAAAGCCAAUUGCUUACACACAUUGCUUAGGGAUCAUUUAUUUUAGUAGAGCCACAAUAUAAUUUUGGCUAUAACUGUUUCUUGUAUUUUAAUUGAUAAGCUUUCUUCCAAAAAAUAAUUAAGAUUUGAAUUAGCUUAACACCUUUUCUUUAUUGAUGUAUUAUCUAACUCAGACCAAUAGUAAAUAGUGUGUUUAUGGGGAAAUAAUAGACAAAACUGGUAUUCUAAAGGAAAACUCAAAGUGGCUUUUUUUAAAGAGGAAAAAUAGACAUGUACAUAAAAGAAGUAUAUGAUAAAUAGUUUUUGGAUGAA
This is a messenger RNA of Egretta garzetta (little egret), 7280 nucleotides long. It is a transcript of the gene KIDINS220, whose product is annotated as kinase D interacting substrate 220. The record is from RefSeq and is a predicted model, not a curated record. Gene Ontology annotation, molecular function: protein binding. Bases 41 to 3649 code for a protein of 1202 amino acids. The transcript is spliced from 26 exons. Lineage: Eukaryota; Metazoa; Chordata; Aves; Pelecaniformes; Ardeidae.